This is a messenger RNA of Telopea speciosissima, 2630 nucleotides long. Its product is annotated as F-box/LRR-repeat protein At4g14103-like. Bases 730 to 2058 code for a protein of 442 amino acids. The transcript has 5 exons. The record is from RefSeq and is a predicted model, not a curated record. Lineage: Eukaryota; Viridiplantae; Streptophyta; Magnoliopsida; Proteales; Proteaceae. Gene Ontology annotation, molecular function: protein binding.
AUUGAGUUCUCUUCUUGUUUUUUGGUUCGUCUUUUAAAAGUAACUUCAGUAUGCAUUUGUUUUAACAAUAGGCUAGAAGUUGUGUGCUAGAUUACAUAUUUAAUUAAGCUUACAUAAUUUAAUGUGUAUCAAAUCUUAGAGUAGUGGUGAAAACCUUCCAAUUCAGUCCUCCUAAAAUUACAUAUGCAAGAAACUGAAUGAUAAUCAGCUGGCAGGGCAUUCUCCAUUUGGGCUUCGGAAGGACAUUGUAUCACUUGAAUUCCUUACGGAUUGGGUAUCAUCAAAUCUACAAAGGGAAGAUCUGGGAUCCUGCUGUCCCAUCUAUAGUUACAUUGUGAAUGCAUUUGGGCAAGUUCACUUUGUUUGUCUGUUUGAUUAUAUCACCAUUUCUUUACUGAUGGGAUUUUCGUAAUUCUUCUUUUGGAUGUUUGUCAAAUUGGGCUGUUUUCUAGAUAUAGAGUUCCUACGUGGUUAGCCCAUGUGGACAAAACCAUUCCAACUACCCUUUGGUUCUUCUGUACAGUGAAAUGUGACCUGUAAGGCAUUUCCUUUUGUUCAUAUGUACAUUAUGGACCAUUUGAGUUAGUGUGGUGGUAGAAAUCCUGGUCAAUCUAGGUUUUCAGAGUGGUUCCUCACAUUAUGUACAUUGUCAUGUUCUUUCUGUAGUUAACCCAUCUUUGGACUAAGGUAGGGUAAGAAUUACACAUUUACACUUCAGUUUUCAAAAUCAUGAACCAAAGGAGACCCCCGGCCCCAAAGGAAAAUAUGAGAGCAAGAAAAUCAUCACUUUUUAGUACUGGUAAGAAGAUGAAGCCUGCAGAUGCAAGAUCUGUCACAGACAUGGUGGAGAGUGGAGAUAGUUCUUCUAGAAAGCUGAAGCCUCCACACAUGGGGCCUGCCACUGAAAGGAUGGAGAAUGAGGACAGAAUCAGUAAUUUACCAGAAACCAUUCUUUGUCGCAUACUUUCUUUCCUUGACAUGAGAUAUGUUGUACAGACCAGCUUAUUGUCCCGAAGAUGGAGAUAUAUCUGGACUUCUGUGCCCAAUUUAGACUUUGACCAUCAAUACUUUCUCUCAAGGAUAGGAGGAAGAGAUGAGUCCAAGAAUGGAUUUAUGGAUUUCGUGGACAGGGUACUGCUUCUCCGGAACAGCUCUGACAUACAGAACUUCUGUAUCUCCUGUGGCUGGUAUUGUGACAUUAAUCGCAUUCAUUCAUGGAUCUUCGUUGCAGUGAGGCGUAAUGUUCACCAGUUCCAUCUCAAAAUCAGACCAAAAGAACCCCUUGAGUUACCGCUCUGCCUGUUCACUUGUAAAUCAUUGAGGGUCUUGAAGUUGGACAUGGAUUAUGUGCCAUUGGAGCUAAAGCUUCCUGAUUCAAUGAAUUUACCUCUGCUGAAAACUUUGCAUCUUGAAUUAGUUAAUCUGGAAGAGAAACUGAUUGCCAAGAUCUUAUCUGGCUGCCCGGCUUUGGAAACUUUAAUUUUAAUAAUGUGCCAAUUUAAGUACGCAAAGAAUAUCAUUAUUUGUUCACAUGAGCUGAAGAAAUUGGUAGUAGAAGCUUGUUCUAUGGAUCAUUGUGGCUCAGAUGAUUGUAAGGUCAAUAUAUGGGCCCCAAAUCUUACAUCAUUGAGGUGUGUUGAUUACAUGACAAAAGAGUAUUUCCUAGGGAACCUGUCUGCUCUGGUUAGUGCCGAGUUUGAUAUGAAAAUAGGGGAAGGUCGUCCAUUUGAAGAAACGGUGGAGCUUUCUAUUGAGAGGAAGCAAUUGUAUGCUCAGCGUAUGAUAAAAUGUUUACGAGGGCUUUGUAGAGUAAAAGCAUUGACAUUAUCGGCCUUUAUGCUUGAGAAGAAUUUAUCAUGGUAUGAAAAGCACCCAGUUUGUAAUGAGGCUAUGUUGGAUGUGGCAAACAAUGGAGACAAUUGGGAAGCAGAAUUGCCACUUAAGUGCCCAUUGCAUCACCUCAAGACUGUAGAGAUGCGGAAUCUCCAAGGAUGUGAAAAUGAACUCAUGUUUCUGAAGUUUGUUACUGCUGCUGCAGAGUUUGCACCUCUGAGGUGAACAGACUAUCAUAUGAAUCCUCAAGUGUAACUCAACACAUGUUGGAAAUUAUGUUUUCAGCCCCUUUCCCCCUCUCAGCCAUCAACCUUUAGUAGCUAUCUUCACCAUCAUCUGUGGUGGUGCGCAUUGCAAUGAGGCCUAAUGAAGGAACUUCCUCAUCCAAUCCUUUUGGUUGACCAUGGGGUGGGGACUUGAAUAUUUUCCUUUCCAUAGAAGGCAGAAAAAGAUCACUGUUGGAGUUCUUGCUGUCAAAUAGAGAGAUUGUGGGGGCUGAGGAGGAGGAGAGGAGUGAGGGGAAGCAGAGAAAAAAGAUGACCAAGGAGGUGAAGGACCAAGAUGGCAAUAUGAUUUCACAUGGAGCUGGACCUUGAGAAAGCUAUCUUCAACCAAUAAAUUGAAAACAAAACAUGUUGUCAAAAAGAAGAAAUUUAAGGUGGUUCAAGCAAGUAAGAAUCUAGUUAAGGAGACGGGUAGAGUCACUUCUGAGACUUGCUUAAGCACUCUUAAACCCCUAGCUAAUUCUAAUUUGUGUUUUUAUUAUCCUUAAUUUGAUGUCUGUGUUGAUUCCACCA